AGGCGUUUGACAAGCUGCCAGGGUAGGCUUGGCGCCUUCUCCCUCCUGGUCAGAUGCUUCCACUUUCAGUUGUAAAAGAAAAACCAGGAAGUGGAGUCCCCGAGCACACACGUUCAGGAGCCCGGCCAUGGCCUACCGUGGGGCCGGCAGAUGGGGCAGAACGGGGCACUCUGAGCUGGGCCAUCGGUCUGCAUGGAUGCUCUGAGGCCUCUCAGUCCCUGGAGGUCACAGGGGUGAGGGAAGAAGCACAGGGACUCACGUGCCAGAAGAACUUGGAUCAGGAAGCUCCAUCGCUGGAAACACUGAGGGAUGCGACCCCCCUCCCAGGGCCUGCAUUUCCUGCUGCUAUUCGCAAAGAUGUUUUGUAUCUUUAACUUCUUGUUUUCCCCACUUCCAACCCCGGCACUGAUCUGCCUCCUGACUUUUGGAGUCGCCAUCUUCCUAUGGCUCGUCAACAGACCUCGCCCAGUUCUGCCUGCGGUUGAUCUGAACCACCAGUCCCUGGGAAUCGAGGGAGGAGCACGGAAGAAUGCUCGCGAGAAGAGCAAUGAACUCCUAAGCUACUACUUCUCAGAUGCCAAGACGAUGUAUGAAGUUUUUAAAAGAGGACUUGCUGUGUCUGACAAUGGGCCUUGCUUGGGAUACAGAAAACCAAACCAGCCCUACAGAUGGCUGUCCUACAAGCAGGUGUCUGAUCGUGCAGAGUACCUGGGAUCCUGUCUCUUGUAUAAAGGAUAUAAGCCAUCACCAGACCAAUUUGUUGGCAUCUUUGCUCAAAACAGGCCAGAGUGGAUCAUCUCUGAGUUAGCUUGUUACACGUACUCCAUGGUAGCCGUGCCCCUGUAUGAUACCUUGGGAGCAGAAGCCGUCAUAUACAUUAUCAACAAGGCUGAUAUUGCCAUGGUGAUCUGUGAUACACCCCAAAAGGCAUCAGUCCUGCUGGAAAACGUGGAGAAGGGCCUCACUCCAGGCCUGAAACUGAUCAUCCUCAUGAAUCCCUUCGAGGAUGACCUGAAGCAGAGAGGGGAGAAGAUCGGAGUUGAGCUCUUAUCCUUCUUGGAUGCUGAGAAUUUAGGCAAAGAGAAUUUCAGAAAACCCGUGCCUCCUGAACCAGAAGACCUGGGCAUCGUCUGCUUUACCAGUGGGACCACAGGUGACCCCAAAGGAGCCAUGCUAACCCAUCAAAAUGUUGUUUCAAAUGCUUCAGCUUUCCUCAGAUGUGUGGAGGAAAGCUUUGCACCCACCCCUGAGGAUGUGAGCAUAUCCUACCUCCCCUUGGCUCAUAUGUUUGAGAGGGUUGUACAGAUUGUUGUGUACUCGUGUGGAGCCAGAGUUGGGUUCUUCCAGGGAGACAUUCGGUUGCUGCCCGAUGACAUGAAGACCCUGAAGCCCACAUUGUUUCCCGUGGUGCCUCGACUCCUCAACAGGAUCUACGAUAAGGUUCAAAAUUCAGCCAAGACUCCCUUGAAGAAGUUCAUGUUGAAAAUGGCCAUUUCCAGUAAAUUCAAUGAGGUGAAAAGGGGUAUCAUCAGACGCAACAGUUUGUGGGACAAGCUCAUCUUUGCAAAGAUCCAGGACAACCUGGGCGGGAAGGUGCGCAUCAUGGUCACUGGCGCUGCCCCCAUCUCCUCUCCCGUCUUGGAGUUCCUCCGAGCGGCAAUGGGAUGUCCGGUGUUUGAAGCUUAUGGUCAAACAGAAUGCACUGCUGGCUGUACAUUCACAUUACCCGGGGACUGGAGACCAGGCCAUGUCGGAGUUCCCCUGGCUUGCAAUCACGUGAAGCUGGAAGAUGUGCCAGACAUGAACUACUUUUCAGUGAACGGUGAAGGAGAGAUCUGCAUCAAGGGCGCCAACGUGUUCAAAGGAUACCUGAAGGACCCUGAGAAGACGGCGGAAGCCCUAGACAAAGAUGGCUGGCUUCACACAGGAGAUAUUGGUCGCUGGCUCCCGAAUGGGACUCUGAAGAUCACUGACCGUAAAAAGAACAUUUUCAAGCUGGCCCAAGGAGAAUACAUCGCUCCCGAGAAGAUAGAAAACGUGUACAGCAGGAGUGGACCAGUGCAGCAAAUUUUCGUGCAUGGGGAGAGCUUACGGUCAUCCUUGGUAGCAGUGGUGGUUCCUGACUCAGAAGUGCUCCCCACAUUUGCAGCCAAACUUGGGGUUAAGGGCUCCUUUGAAGAGCUGUGCCAAAACCAAAUCAUAAAGGAAGCCGUUUUAGAAGACUUGCAGAAGGUUGGGAAAGAAGGUGGCCUCAAGUCCUUCGAACAGGUCAAAAGCAUCUAUCUCCACCCAGAGCCCUUUUCCAUUGAAAACGGGCUCUUGACACCAACAUUGAAAGCAAAGCGUGGAGAGCUUUCCAAGUACUUUCAGACCCAAAUCAACAGCCUGUAUGAGAACAUGCAGGAAUAGGUUAAGUUUGCUGCUGAGUUGGAAGCUGUGGGGGACGGAGCUGGAACAAUGUCAAGUGCACUUUCCAGUGGACGAAGCAGAGCACUGAGUAAAAACCUCCUGAAGUGGGAACACAGACCGGCCUGUGCAGCAGGCUUCUCUAAGAGGAGACCCACUGGCCUCUUCCCCCAGGAACUCCAGCUCCUGCUCUGGUUCACCCCCAAACACACGUGUUGCUUCCACUUGUAAAGUCUUUCAAAUAAUAAACUAUUGUGGAUACUUA
Molecule: messenger RNA, 2671 nt
Organism: Myotis daubentonii (Daubenton's bat)
Lineage: Eukaryota; Metazoa; Chordata; Mammalia; Chiroptera; Vespertilionidae
Gene: ACSL5
Product: acyl-CoA synthetase long chain family member 5
Biological process (GO): fatty acid metabolic process; long-chain fatty-acyl-CoA biosynthetic process; positive regulation of long-chain fatty acid import across plasma membrane
Cellular component (GO): membrane; endoplasmic reticulum; mitochondrion
Molecular function (GO): arachidonate-CoA ligase activity
Source: RefSeq, a predicted model, not a curated record